This is a messenger RNA of Austrofundulus limnaeus, 712 nucleotides long. It is a transcript of the gene dipk1c, whose product is annotated as divergent protein kinase domain 1C. NCBI's taxonomy places the organism in Eukaryota, Metazoa, Chordata, Actinopteri, Cyprinodontiformes, Rivulidae. The record is from RefSeq and is a predicted model, not a curated record.
GGACAUGUGUGAGGACCUGUGUGGACUCGGUCUGGUCCAGUACAAACGCUGCCUGUACUACGAGAAUGGGAAGAAGGUGAUCGAGGCCCGAUGGAGAGGGAACCCUAUCAUCCUCAAGUCCAAGCUGGAAAACUUCUCGUCCUACGAGCCGCUGGGGAUCCUGGACUACCAGGUCGCAGCAGAGGACCUGUCGGCUCUGGACGUGGUCUUUUACGCCACCAUGGAGGUCCGAAACUCAUUGGGUCUGUCUGAGGACACUGAGGAUGAGGAGGGAGGAGCAACCAACGGAUCUCUGGCCAAACUGUGGGGCCAGAAGCUGAAGAUCAGAGAGAAGAGUUACUCCAGAGCAGAACUGGCCUCCCUGUGGUCCCUGCUGCAGCAAGAGGAGUACACCUUCCUCAGAGUCCUGCAGGACCUCAGCACACACGUGGCCCAGGUUCUGGGCUCCUGUGGUCACUUCUAUGCAGUGGAGUACCUGUCAGCUGGACACGCCUGGGACCAGAACAUCUUCUCCCUGGAUGAGGUGGCCGUUCCCAGGCUGCAGGACCAGGACCAAGCUGGGGUCCCAGAGAGAUGGACCACCAGGGAGAUGGUCCACCGCAUUGCCAUCAGCUUCCUUGACAUGGUGUGGCACUUUGACCACGACUUCACCCACAGGCUGCACCUCUGCGACAUCAAACCUGAGAACUUUGCCAUCAGGAAGGACCUGACG